CCCGCAGUUGUCUUCCAUGCUCUCAUCAUUGUUUUUGUUUUUCUAUGGAUUAUUGUGGUCAUCUCCUGCAAGGACCAUCUCCAACUCUUUUAGGAUGGAUGGAAAGGAAAAUUGCAUUUCCUUUUUUCUUUUCUUUUUUUAAAAUUUUUUUAUAUAUGAGGGGGACUUGAUAAUUGUGAGGGACAUUUAAUACCGGGAUGAGAGUAAUUGCAGUGCUAUCAGUAAGUUCAACAUAAAACUAAGCAUUUAACAGCCUAGCUUGUAUCAUUGUUUCUAUGUACCUAUUUGAUUGGUAGGGAGAGACGGCCAGGUUAGAACUGUCAAAAUUUAAUUAUUGUCUUUGUUUUAUUUUUAUUUCUGUCUCUCCCUCAAGGGUUGAUGCUAUUCUUUCCUUCUGUAUUCGAGUACAUACCCGGUAAUGGAAAGAUGGACUUUUUGGUUUCAGAGGCACCAAAAAAAGAAGAGUUCAAGGAUGUCAACAUCCCGACAUGUGCUUCCCAGCUCUUAGAAUCCCUUCCUCUUCCGAAUAUUAAAUGGAUCUGCCCAACUGCACCCACACGUCCCGUUACAUUGCUUGGUGGUUUUCCUUGCACUGCAUGGUUUGAUGCGGGAGAGCUUUCAGAAGAUGGUUCAGAUGAUUGGGAAGCUUUAGAUGCUUCAGCAGCACAUAUUGCAAACUUGUUGUUAACAGAGCCAGCUGAUGUUAAGGUUGGUGUUGGAGGCUUCAGUAUGGGUGCUGCAAUGGCCCUUUACUCUGCAACUUGCUAUGCUCUAGGGAGAUAUGGAAACGGUAACCCAUAUCCUGUCAACCUAAGGGCAAUUAUUGGACUAAGCGGAUGGCUUCCAGGGGGAAGGAGCUUAAGAAGCAAAAUACAAAGUUCACAUGAGGCUGCAAGGCGUGCUGCUGCCUUACCAAUUUUACUAUGUCAUGGGACAGGCGAUGAUGCUGUCCUCUAUAAAUAUGGGGAAAAAUCAGCCCAAUCCUUAAGUUCAGCAGGAUUUCAACACCUUGCAUUCAAAUCCUAUGAGGGGCUUGGUCAUUACACAGUACCUGCAGAGAUGGACGAAAUCUGCCAUUGGCUGACCCCAAAACUGGCGCUCGAAGGGACUCGCUCGAUGCGGAACUAGUGUUGGAGCUAGUGAUCAGUAUGAGGAAUAAAAUUUUGAAAGGCGAACAGGUUUGAGUGCACUGUGUACGAGUACUAGGUAGUACAACAUAGUAUUAUGGAGCAUGGGGUAUAUUGGUAUAGUUAAGAUAAAUAAUCUCUCUCAUUCCUUAGCCUCCUCUUGUCCUAAAUGAAAAAGUUUGGAUGUACCUCACUA
Molecule: messenger RNA, 1323 nt
Organism: Carya illinoinensis
Lineage: Eukaryota; Viridiplantae; Streptophyta; Magnoliopsida; Fagales; Juglandaceae
Product: acyl-protein thioesterase 2-like
Exons: 8
Coding region: 379-1128 (249 amino acids)
Molecular function (GO): hydrolase activity
Source: RefSeq, a predicted model, not a curated record